CACAGUGAGAACAGAGGGAAAUAGUUUGGAGACAAAGUCAGAGUGAGGAAAAGAGACAAAUGAAGAUGUGAAGAUGUUGCUGUCGUGCUGUUCCGUGCGCUCCAAACCUGCGGGGAGCUUCUGGGAUGGACACAACUGUUGUCCUCUCGUAUCCACAGCAGCAAACAGCUGCUUUUGACCAUUAAAUGUCAACACUUCUACUUUCUUCACUUCUUUCUUGGCUUCACAUUGCACUUUCAACUGCUGAGGAAACGAGAGGGGGGGAUACACACGUGAGAGUAAAGCCCUGACGCGCUCCGGUGUGCUCAGGCUGGACCGGUGUGAGAGUGUGGACUAGUAUGAAGCGUCAUGGCUUGGUGUGACCGCGGGGUUCAAACGCUACUGGCCACCGUGGGGGCUUUCGCCGCCUUCAGUCUGAUGACCAUCGCCAUUGGCACGGACUACUGGCUCUAUUCGCGGGCGUAUAUCUGCAACGCAACCAACGCCACCACAGACGACACCCAGUCGCAGCCCAAAACUAAGAAGGGCGAUCUCACCCACUCCGGGCUGUGGAGAAUCUGUUGUAUUGAAGGUAUCAAUCAAGGCAGCUGUUACAGAAUCAACCAUUUCCCUGAUGACAACGACUACGACACUGACAGCUCUGAGUAUCUGCUGCGAAUAGUCCGUGCGUCCAGCGUGUUCCCCAUUCUCAGCACCAUCCUGCUGAUGCUGGGAGGACUCUGUGUGGGAGUGGGACGACUCUACAACAAGACAAACAACGUCCUCCUCAGCGCUGGCAUCCUUUUCGUAGCUGCAGGUCUGAGCAACAUCAUUGGCAUCAUCGUCUACAUCUCCAGCAACGCAGGAGACCCCAACGAAAAACGUGACGAUGACAGAAAGUACACUUACUCCUACGGCUGGUCUUUCUACUUUGGCGCCCUCUCCUUCAUCGUGGCCGAGGCUGUGGCCGUCCUCGCCAUCAACAUCUACAUCGAGAAGAACAAAGAGGUCCGCUGGAAGGCGAGGCGUGAAUUUAUUCGAUCGCUCUCAUCCUCAUCCCCUUACUCAAGGAUACCAAGCUUCCGUUACCGGCGGAGGACAUCGCGCACCAGCUCUCAUUCGACGGAGGCAUCCCGGGAGAAUUCUCCAGUGGUCGGUCUGAAGGGGGCGCAAUCUUCCAGCGGUGCCCUGGAUGAGUUGUCCAUGUACGCCCUGGCAAGGGACAGUGUAACAGAGAACACGUACAGCCCUGAGCAUGAGGCGGCCGCUGAGUUUCUCCAGGUCCAUAACUGUUUUCCCAACGAUUUAAAGGAUGGGGUGAAUCGCAGGACCACACCCGUGUGAGAUGCACAUCAUAGGCUUUGAGGAUCAGCUAGAGGAGGAGAAACAGGAAAUGAUGUAAAAGUCAGUGGGCUGACCUGCUGGAGCCUGAGCGCUCAUGAUCGCCUGCCAUCUUAGAGGCACGGAUUUCAGACUGUCCCUCAGGGAACAGACCAGAGGGAGACGAGGGGACAGUCGGCUGAAGAGAGGAUGAGCGAACAGAUUAUUUACCUGCUUUUAAACAGCAUCGAAGCAGAAUAGAGUUGCCAUUGUGUGUGCUGUUGUCAACGCAAAUACGUGUUAUCUUUCAACGUGUUUAGGUGAUCAGUGUGUGGAUCACAUCCCUUUGUUCAUGUAACAGUUUGUGCAGUAGUCGCUACACAUCAGCAGUAUAUUCUACCUGUUAUUUAUUAUUCAACAAGGUGCUAAAUGGAAUCUCCUCUGCAACUUGAACGUGUUCCUCAUGUGUGUGUAGACCUCUCUCUGAAGUCUCUCGUGUCCUCGUAUCCACUUUUGGUUCGGUUCGUCAAGGGAUUUCUCAGCUUUAUACUUUAGGAUAAUGUAUGGCCUUUUAAAUGAAGACAAAUUAUAAAUCUGUUUUCACGUCCUGCGAAGAACAUGGAAGGGUUCCCUCUCUCACAUCCUCUUCCUUAAUCUUAUUCUUCUCUGACAUUUGUCAGCGGAGCAAUCGUUCGUUUUUGUCAGUGGAACACCCCCCCCCUCUUUCAUAUCUGUCUGCCAUCCUUCCAUCACGGCCCCCUUGAUGGAUGUGACACUGUGUAUGUGCCUGUCAACCCCCAGAACUGUGACACAAUGACACAGGUCAGGACUUCCUUUUGCUCUGAAUGGAGCCAUGGCUUCCAGAGUGUUAAAUGGAUAAAGAUCAGAGUCAGAGAAUGUCUGUCUGUCUGUCUGUCUGUCUGUCUAUCUGUCUAUCUGUCUGUCUGUCGCACGGCUGCAGAGUCCAUCUCACCUGUCUUUCCCUUUGAGCAACCAGUCUCCAUCUGUGUCCCUGGAGGAUUUGACCCCUCAUAAUAACAUAACGUGUCCGUCUCUUGUCACCUUGCAUGUCCAUCUCGGCUCUUUCUUUGAGUUCUCUCAGGAAAUGCUGUGUUGUUGUUGUUGUUGUUGUUGUUAUUGUGACACUUAUGAGGCCUGCUCCUUGCAUCUUGGCAGUACUGGGAAACAGACCAGUGAUAUAGACGAACCUAGAGAAAAUGAACCUGAGAUGUGUUUUUUUUUUUUUUUUUGCCAUUUCCCUAUUUAGAAAAUACUGUGAAUGUUUGUUUGAGCUUGUUCCAAAAACCAGCUGGUCAGAUGUUUCCCCCCGCAGUCUUAGGGCUUGUCAGUUGGUUCUGGUUCGGCAGACGAGCUCACUCAUCCACAUAAUACAUAUUUGAUUGUAUUUACUCUGCGUUUAACAUAUUACACUUUUAUAUUCCAUCGUGGGAAAAGGUCUGUUUGAAAAGUUGUAAAUAAGAAUUGAAAAGAAGAAAAACACCGAAUGUGCAAAAAAAUAAACAUGAUCAGAUGCUUCAGCGCUUUAUUGUACUGUCACACAAUUAAAUUUAAACCAUUUUAUGAUCAGGUAAUGUUCUCAAACCAUUGGAUUUUCUUUUUUGUAAAGGUAACACAGUCCGUACAUUUAGUAGAAGAAGCUAUAUUUUCUAUCCAUGUGCACUGUACUUUAC
Solea senegalensis (Senegalese sole) is the source of this 2990-nucleotide messenger RNA. It is a transcript of the gene cacng4b, whose product is annotated as calcium channel, voltage-dependent, gamma subunit 4b. Gene Ontology annotation, biological process: regulation of AMPA receptor activity; positive regulation of synaptic transmission, glutamatergic; calcium ion transmembrane transport. The record is from RefSeq and is a predicted model, not a curated record. Gene Ontology annotation, molecular function: voltage-gated calcium channel activity; channel regulator activity. The transcript has 4 exons. Lineage: Eukaryota; Metazoa; Chordata; Actinopteri; Pleuronectiformes; Soleidae. Gene Ontology annotation, cellular component: AMPA glutamate receptor complex; voltage-gated calcium channel complex; postsynaptic density membrane. The coding region runs from base 349 to 1323 and encodes 324 amino acids.